Mirounga angustirostris (Northern elephant seal) is the source of this 1857-nucleotide messenger RNA. It is a transcript of the gene BASP1, whose product is annotated as brain abundant membrane attached signal protein 1. Gene Ontology annotation, cellular component: nucleus; cytoplasm. Gene Ontology annotation, molecular function: transcription cis-regulatory region binding; transcription corepressor activity. The coding region runs from base 305 to 952 and encodes 215 amino acids. Lineage: Eukaryota; Metazoa; Chordata; Mammalia; Carnivora; Phocidae. The record is from RefSeq and is a predicted model, not a curated record. The transcript is spliced from 3 exons. Gene Ontology annotation, biological process: negative regulation of DNA-templated transcription.
UGCAGAGGCUGCAGCGGCGGCGGCGGCGGCAGUAGCGGCAGCGGCGGCGGCGGCGGCGGCAGCGCUCCAACUCGCUCCUCGCGCCGGGCUCCGCCGUCGAGCCGGGGAGAGAGCCUCCGCCUGCGGCCAGGCAGCGGCCGGACGACGCCUGCGACCCGGGCCCCUCGGCGGCACCGCGCUCACCCAGGGGCGGCACAGGCACCCAGAGCCGAGACAUUUCCGCCUGGAAACGAACUCCGUGGACAACCUUUGCCGUGUAAUCCUCACCCUUCCGAAAUCAGCACCGCGCUCACGGAGCUCCAAGAUGGGAGGCAAGCUGAGCAAGAAGAAGAAGGGGUACAACGUGAAUGAUGAGAAGGCCAAGGACAAAGACAAGAAGGCCGAAGGCACCGGGACCGAAGAGGAGGGAACCCCGAAGGAGAACGAGGCCCAGGCGGCUGCCGAGACCGCAGAGGUGAAGGAGGGCGAGGAGGAGAAGCCCGGCAAGGAUGGCCCGGACGCGGCGGCCGGCAAGCCCGAAGACCAGGGGGGCGACACGGGCCCGGCCGCGGCGGCCAAGGAAGACGCCCCGAAGGCGGAGCCCGAGCCGGCGGAGGGCGAGGCCGCGCCCCCGAAGGCCGAGCCCGAGCCCGAGCCGGCGGCCGGCGCCCCGGCUGCGCAGCCCGAGGCGCCCGCGGAGGCCAAGGCGGACGACAAGGGCCAGGGCGCCGCGGAAGCCGCCAAGACUGAGGCUCCCGCCGCUCCUGCCGCGCAGGCGACGAAAAGCGACGGGGCCCCGGCUUCAGACUCAAAACCCAGCAGCACCGAGGCGGCCCCGUCGCCCAAGGAGAGCCCGGCAGCCACGGAAGCCCCCAGUUCGGCGGCCAAGGCCCCGGCCCCCGCCGCCCCCGCAGACGCCGCCGCCGAGGCGCCCGCCGCCUGCGCCGAGCAAAGCGUCGCGGCCAGAGAGUGACACGGACAGCCUCCGGAGCCCGAGUCCCGCCGACCCCGCCCGUCUCUGUCCCUUGUCUCUCCCUCUGUCUCCCUCUCCUCCACUAACGCGUUCACACUGGAAGUAAUGAUACGUAUCCCAAGGAAACUAAAAGAUGCAUAGGUGAAAAGGAUGCUGUCCCAUGGAGGGAGGGAGGGGGCGGGGAGAAUCCAAAUAGUAUUUUUGUGGGGAAAUACCUAAUAUACCUUCGGCCAGCGUCACCAGUCAGUCCUGGGUUUUGAAGAUCGCGCCUGGAAGUGCAGUACACCUGCACCUGACGGCCGGCACGCGCCCCGCCGCGAGGAGCCCGAAGGUCGCCUUCUGCAAGGGGGUUGGGAGUGAUGCGCUGGCUUCUGCCCGCACGGCCUGUGCCAAGGCAAGCAGAUCUUUACGAAAGCAGUAUUUUCUGUGUUUCCUUUUCAGUCUACUGCUUUUCUUACUUUGAUAUUUUUUUUUAAUGUUGUGGAUGAAUGCCAACUUUCAGACAGCCCACUUAGCCAGUCCACGUGUAUCUAUCUCGAUGCCAAUACUCCAUUCUUCCUCCCCGGGUAUUCGUGGGAGUAACAAACAUUCUCUCAUCCUACUUAGCCUCCCUAGACUUCUCAUGACGAGUUAAUGCAUGUCCGUGGUUGGGUGCACCUGUAGUUCCGUUUAUUGGUCAGUGGAAAUGAAGAAAAAAAAAAAAAAAAAAAAAAGUCUGCGUUCAUUGCAGUUCCGGUUUCUCUUCCAUUCUGUGUCACAGACACCAACACACCACUCAUUGGGAAAUGGAAAAAAAUGAAAAAAAAAAACAAAAAACAAAAAAAUGUACAAUGGAUGCAUUGAAAUUAUAUGUAAUUGUAUAAACGGUGCAACAGUAAUAAAGUUAAACAAUUAAAACGAAAUAA